UCAUUGGUUAUUCAGGUUGACGUUGAAAGAUUAACCACUCCAAAGCCGGAACUUUUAAGCGUUAAACGUUUUUAGACGGUUCCGUUGUGUAAAGGGACCUUAUGUUCCCCAGCUGAUCCUUCUCGAUAACGGCGGAUCAUGAGCAAAGAUUCCCAGAUGAGGGCUGCAAUAAACCAGAAGCUGAUAGAGAUGGGGGAACGGGAGCGGUUGAAAGAGUUGCUCAGAGCGAAGCUGGUGGAGUGUGGGUGGAAGGAUCAGCUGAAAGCACACUGCAAAGAUGUGAUCAGAGAAAAGGGCCUGGAGCAUGUCACAGUGGAGGACCUGGUCACAGAGGUCACACCAAAAGGCAGAGCACUCGUACCAGACAGUGUGAAGAAAGAACUCCUCCAGAGAAUCAGAGCUUUUUUAGCUCAACAUGCAACCUUGUGAAUGACACAAUUCCCUUUUUUGUUUGUUUGUUUGUUUUUACUCACUGUUGAUCCACGAGUGAAAUCCAAACUGUUGUUUAUUGUGUUCAUUUUAGUGCUAAUUUUAUUUUGUAUUGUGUGUUUUCAUAUUGAUUUUUAGUUUAUGCUGCAGUUUUGGAGAAGAAAAAUAAAGUCAUGCCUAUUUUGGUCA
Messenger RNA from Oreochromis niloticus (Nile tilapia), 618 nucleotides. RefSeq names its product transcription and mRNA export factor ENY2-2. The record is from RefSeq and is a predicted model, not a curated record. Gene Ontology annotation, cellular component: SAGA complex; nuclear pore. NCBI's taxonomy places the organism in Eukaryota, Metazoa, Chordata, Actinopteri, Cichliformes, Cichlidae. The transcript is spliced from 5 exons. The coding region runs from base 139 to 429 and encodes 96 amino acids. Gene Ontology annotation, molecular function: transcription coactivator activity. Gene Ontology annotation, biological process: positive regulation of DNA-templated transcription; mRNA export from nucleus.